Messenger RNA from Amoebophrya sp. A25, 1161 nucleotides. The record is from the annotation of a GenBank genome assembly. NCBI's taxonomy places the organism in Eukaryota, Dinophyceae, Syndiniales, Amoebophryaceae.
CUAGUCAAUCAUGUAACUCGAGGUGUUACAGUCCGAAACAUGACCCAGUAAUAGCACACGAAGAUAAAAGAUAGAUGUACAGAAUGAGAACCCCGCGAACAUUGAACUAGUGACCUCACAACUUUUUCAAUAGGAACUACCAACCCACACCCACAAUUAAGAAAAUCAAAUGUCGUUAUUCAGUCAAGUCGUGCGCAGCAGCUUUCGCGCUGGGAUGGGAGGACAUCCCUCGAUCUGCAGAGUGGGCCUUCUAUCUCGAUCCAUACAGAGCGCGCCAAAAUCAGCCUUUGGCGGUAUUCGACGAAGGUUUUCCUCAGGAAUGAGCGAGGAAGCUUUUUGGACCUCACCGGACCUCAUCGGAAAGACCUUCCUUGUCCUUUAUGGUUUUUUACUAAUUGUAGUAGUACUCGAGGUACUUCGGGUCCUCGUCGUCCUAAGUACAUUCUCAUUCUCAUUCUUGUCGAAACACAAGAAGCACCCUUUGAUGUUCCAAAGACCUUCCGAUACCUUUGCAGACAAUCCCCCAUUCCGCAUCCUUCCGAUACCUUCCCAGACCAUCCCACUACAUCCCCCAUAAUCGUAAUAUCAACCAUCACGUCCACCUCUCCUCGCUCUUCAUAUUUUCCUUUUCGCCUUUCCGUUGUACCGAUACGGCAAGGACAUCUACUGGACCCAGUGUAUGCGAAGCUUGAACCGGUCCGAAGUGAUUCAAGACCGGUAUGACUGGUUGCAACGCAGCAUGUUGCAGGAUGAAGUCGCGGAAGUUGUGAGCAAACAAGCACAAAAAUAUGAGAUAAUUGCAGCGUAACCGUAACAGUAACUAGUAGAUCUAGGCAACACGGCUAGGCAACAGGAACGUCCUUCUCGGUUACGUCAUAUGCUAUAUCUGGACAACAAGUUGUUCAUCAGGCGUGGUGUGGAAGAUGGCAUUGAAGAACCUGGCUCCUUCGUCAUCACCAUGUUCGUUGACUCCUCCUGCAAUUGUAGACUUUCGCACCAAGCGCACCUCUGGAAAUUGCAUCUACUCAUGAACAAGAUGCUGGAUCCUUCUUAAUCGUAUUAGUAUUUGCUCAUCCGUGUGGACGUGGAGACAAUGAUGUGCUGUACCCGAGCAACAGGGCUUCUGCAUUCUUGAGAUGCAGAUGGAAGCUGCGUGUGUGC